AAUAUUCGUUCAUGCAUUGCGCAAGCUUUGCAUGAAGAAUUUUCUUUAAUUAAUUUUCCUCUUCAUAUAUAAACAUGGCCAGAUUAUUUAGUUUUACAACCAUGAAGGAUCGAUGGUAUCGUUAUUUCUUCUCUUUCUCCGGCCUCCGAUCUGUAUCAAACGACCUUGGCGAUGGCACAAUCAUGCAUUGCUGGAUCCCAAGAACCUACAAGCCAUCAAAACCUAACCUCCUUCUCCUCCAUGGCUUUGGCGCCAACGCCAUGUGGCAAUACGCAGACCUCCUUUCUUACUUCACCCCUAAAUUCAAUGUCUUUGUGCCUGAUUUACUUUUCUUUGGUAGUUCCUUCACAUCUAGGCCAGAAAGAUCCGAAUCUUUUCAGGCGAAAUGUGUGAUGAAGUUGAUGGUGGAUUGGUUUGGGGUGAGGCGGAUGAGAUUGGUUGGGAUAAGUUAUGGUGGGUUUGUUGGGUACAGCAUGACUGUGCAGUUCCCGGAGGUGGUGGAGAGGCUGGUGGUGUGUUGCUCCGGCUUGUGUUUGGAGGAGAAGGACUUGAGAGAUGGGUUGUUCACAGUUUCCAAUGUGGAAGAGGCUGAGAAGAUUUUGUUGGCUCAGACGCCGGAAAAGUUGAGGGAAUUGAUGAAAGUUUCUUUUGUAAAGCCUGUCAAGGGAAUCCCAAAUUACUUUCUAGCUGAUUUCAUUGAUGUGAUGUGUUCGGAAUAUUUAAAAGAAAAGAGAGAGCUUAUUCAAUCAAUCCUCAAGGACAGACAGUAUUCAGAAUAUUCAAGAAUGCCGAAGGUUAAUCAGCCCACAUUGAUAUUAUGGGGAGAGAAAGAUCAAAUUUUCCCUCUGAUCCUUGGUGAAAGAUUACUUAGACAUCUUGGAGAGAAUGCUAGAAUGGUAGUCAUUGCAAAUGCUGGUCAUGCAGUUAACCUGGAGAAACCCAAAGAAUUCGCAAAACACCUCAAAGACUUCCUUCAUGAUGAUUCUUUUACCUCAUUUAGUACUAGUUCUCGUUCCUUCUAUAGCUGCAUAUCAGAAGAUGAAUUACGCUAA
Molecule: messenger RNA, 1052 nt
Organism: Lactuca sativa (garden lettuce)
Lineage: Eukaryota; Viridiplantae; Streptophyta; Magnoliopsida; Asterales; Asteraceae
Molecular function (GO): catalytic activity
Source: RefSeq, a predicted model, not a curated record